AUGUCUCAUUUUGACCAUGCUGAUAGGAUCAGGAGUGCAAAGCUGAAUAAAGCUUCAAUUAACAUGCUGAGGAUCGCUGAGCCCUAUAUUGCAUGGGGCUAUCCCAACUUGAAGUCUGUUCGUGAGCUUAUCUACAAGCGUGGAUAUGGAAAGAUCAGGAAACAAAGAAUUGCUCUUACAGACAAUGCCCUGAUUGAAAAAUCAUUGGGUUUAUGUGGAAUUGAGUGCAUUGAAGAUCUUGUUCGUGAAAUUUACACAGUUGGAAAGAACUUCAAGGCUGCAAAUAACUUCCUGUGGCCUUUCAAGCUUUCUUCACCUCAUGGUGGAAUGAAUAAGAAAACCACCCACUUUGUUGAAGGUGGUGAUGCAGGAAACCGGGAGGAUCAGAUACUCAUAAGGAGGAUGAACUAAUGCUAUCCCUUGGGAUGUAUGAUCUCUCAUUUCU
This is a messenger RNA of Polypterus senegalus (gray bichir), 445 nucleotides long. RefSeq names its product 60S ribosomal protein L7-like. The record is from RefSeq and is a predicted model, not a curated record. Gene Ontology annotation, biological process: maturation of LSU-rRNA from tricistronic rRNA transcript (SSU-rRNA, 5.8S rRNA, LSU-rRNA). The transcript has a single exon. Gene Ontology annotation, cellular component: cytosolic large ribosomal subunit. Lineage: Eukaryota; Metazoa; Chordata; Cladistia; Polypteriformes; Polypteridae. Gene Ontology annotation, molecular function: structural constituent of ribosome; RNA binding. The coding region runs from base 1 to 411 and encodes 136 amino acids.